AACAUACAGUGUAGAUAAAACGCUUCUUUACUCAAUGCAAGUGAAAUAAGGUCUGAGGUACCAUUACGGAUUGCAAUCAUAUCGCUUUGAAAGUAAAGUAGCGAUGCAUGAUACACAUAGCUGGCUUAUUGGGUAAAGCGAAAAAAUAAGAAGACAACACGGUAGCCAAGGUGGGAAUCAUAAGUUGAUCUCUGAUACAAGGUGUGGCUUAUUUUAUGUUAGUGAAAAGAUUUCGAUAAGAUUCGAAACACCUGUUUUCCGUAAAGUGCCCAGUUACCGAAAGGGUUGUUCCCCAAAAUGAUAGCAAUUGUAAUAUCAAUUAAUAUGGUCAGUCAUUGGAGGAAAGGAAAUACUGAUAAUCUUUACCCAUUUUGCUGCCGUGUUUGAAAAUAAAUACUACACCGUACAACUUACGAUGGAAGAGCGAAGAGUAGCAGACUACUUUGUUGUGGCCGGGAUGCCCGACCAACCAAAAUUACUCAAAGAAAACAUUUUCAAUGACGCGUCGCAUUUGCGAAUGGCUAACGCAAUUGACCCGAUUACGGACAUUGGUGUGUAUUUUCCUUCUCUGGGCGAACAAAUCCCUGCUGACUAUGAGGUUCUCGAAAACACACCGUCCGGAUUGCUGGCAGAUUUAAACUAUGGUUCCGUUCGCACAAUAGCAUGUUUCAUUUACUAUCGACGGGGAAAAGAUAAACCCCCCCUUGUUGACAUCGGAGUAAUGUACGAAGGAGCCGAACGUAUUAUGGCAGAUGCAGAAAUAGUACUCAGUACGCCGGGUGAUCGUCUGGCAAACGUAAACAACUCAUCUGCUAAAACUUUCCUAACAUUCCGACGGGCGCCUACGGACAUGGCAUGUAAUGAGCUUGUCGUUACUGAUCUGUGUGUUGUGAUACCAUCGAAAGGAGAAAAACCGCCACAUGCCUUCUGUAUGAUCCACAAAACGCUUAACAAGGGGCUCAUGGGUAGCGAUGUGUAUCUGUGCUACAAAAAAUCUAUGAACCGUCCUAAGCUGAUUAGUUACGAGCCGGAGAUUCUGCAUCGAUACCCUACAGUUGAUCACAGCGAAUUUCCCCUUACACUUUGUCCAAGUGUUCCAUUGUUUUGCUUGCCAAUGGGCACCACCUUGGAAAUAUGGCCCCAUGUGCCUGGAGGCGAUGGAAAGAUGAAGCGGAAACCGAUCCAACCGAUCUUCAGUACAUUCGUUUUAACUGUGAAUGAUGGAACAUACAAGGUGUACGGAUCAGCCUUAACUUUCUAUGAAGAUUUUGAUGAAAACAAUUUAAACGACCAGCAGCGAGAAUUACUUGAAUGGACUGUGGACUCUCACAAAACACACUCAUUACAUGUUAAUAAAUCUAUUUGCCUCCUAUCCCGAUGGCCAUUUGGUGAUACCUUCGAAAAAUGGUUACAAUUUUUACACCGUUUGUCGAUUUGCAACGAGAAAUUGCCAGUUCCAAUAGAAAGGUACAUUACGCACUUGCUUGAUGAGGUGCCAUUCCCAUCACCGAGUAUUCUCUUACAACUCUCAACUCUAAGUAACACUAGAAUACUGUUAACACUUCCUGAAGAUUCUCCACUACCUAGAAGUGGGGCAGGUUUUCGGCAACUACUGUCUAAUUUGGGACCAGAAAAUUGUCUACACGUGUUGCUGCUUGUCCUAACUGAGCAAAAGUUACUUAUUCAUUCCCUUCGCCCAGCAAUUCUCACUGCAGUAGCAGAAGCGGUCUCUUCGUUCUUGUUUCCAUUUAAGUGGCAAUGUCCAUACAUCCCACUGUGUCCGCUCGGCCUAGCAGAGGUGCUGCAUGCUCCAUUGCCGUACUUGAUAGGAGUUGAUUCUCGAUUUUUCGAUCUAUAUGAGCCUCCUAGCGACGUGACAUGCGUUGAUCUCGAUACGAACAACAUCAGUUUGUGUGAUUCGCAGAAACAUCUUACUACGAAGCUGCUUCCAAAGCGCGCUGCACGUAUACUACGACAAAGUCUACGAAACUUGGAGGAAUUGAGCCAAAACCAAGGCUCUGAGUCCAACAACAGCCUUGAUAGGGAUUUAAAGAAACGCAAGCGUGAGCAAAAUCUCGAGCAGCGAAUCCAGGAAGCAUUGCUCCAGUUUAUGGCGUCCAUUCUUAAAGGUUAUCGAGAUUACCUUGUGCCGAUCUCUAAAGCACCCACGAUCGGAGCAACCGAUCCCAAUGCUCUGUUUCGCAUGGAAGCUUUUUUGAGGUCUCGUGAUAAGGCGCAUCAUAAGUUCUUCCAUCUUUUGAUGAAGACACAAAUGUUCAUUCGGUUCAUCGAGGAAAGAUCAUUUGUGUCCGAUGGUGAUCAUAAUCUGGCAUUUUUCGAUGAGUGUGCGGAGAAAGUAAGCGCAUACGAAGACACCCCAACGGAAAUAAAGCUUAUUGAAUGGGAUGCUGGCCAGAAUGGUAGUGAACGGACCAAAUUCAUUCUGCCUCCUGAAUGCCAACCGGGGCUCCCAGACCAAACUUACAGCUAUAAUUCGUUCAUGCUUAAUUCACUUCUGUUGAAACAAUCAAGACGCAACGUGCAUGAUAAUACCGUGCCCCAUUACAGUAGCCUCGCACCUGGAUCGCCCAUGGCACGCCGAACAAAACAUGAAAUAAAAACGGCGCAAAAGCUCGCUCGUAAACACCAAGCCAAUCCAGAACAUUGGGCGAAACAUUUGCUGGCUACUUGUUAUUCAAUGUACUUCAUUGUGCUGCCUAGUCUCAUAUCAGAGAACUCUGGUCGUGAACAAACCGUCCUAAAAACGGCAUAUGAUUUGCUCAGUAAGGCUUGUAAGUUAAAAGUGCAGUGCGAUGAAGUUUGUUAUCGCAUAAUGAUGCAGCUAUGUGGCAUGCACAACCUUCCGGUUCUCGCCGUUCGGUUACACUACCUGAUGAAACGGUCCGGCAUUCAACCAAAUGCACUUACGUAUGGCGUCUACAAUCGAUGCGUACUGGAAGCACAAUGGCCAUCAGAUUCGAUUCUUUCCUCGCAGAUUCGUUGGAGCCGGUUGCGCAACAUUGUUAUCGGCGCAGCCCAUUUUAAGCGGGCUGGGAAGAAGUUUGCUGAUCGGCGUAGACGGUCAAUAUCGCAGGAAAAUAAUUUAGUUGCUGCUGCUGCAGCAGGAGGCGAUACGUUGGAAUCGGUUGAUGGAACUUCUCGAACAAGCCUAGACUCUGGUUAUUCUCAGGCAGAACAUCAACAUACGAAUAUGACAUUGGACUUUUCAGCAUUUGACAAGCUUAGAGGGCGACUGGGAGCAAUCGUUCGGCAAACCACCUCAAGUACACAUCAUCAAAAGACCGCGGAUGUGUUGUCUAGUGCUGGACUUUUGAUAAGUGGGGAAGGAACACAUCAUCACAAGAUGCAACAUAUAGAAGGAAAGAGCGGUUAUGUAGCUGUUUCGCCUGCAAAAUCAUCGAAUUCAUGUGACCUGAGUCCUCGUACGUUAGCCAGGACCGAUAGUUUUGCAGGGGAUACGAAAUUUAUCGACAAGCUUCAAAGGCAAAAUGCUACAAAUGAAGAAAUGAAAGCUAAAAGAUCACUUGACUUUCAAUCAGUUGGUAAUGGAAGUUCGCAGGAGGAAUUCGACAUCAAAGUAACCAAUGUGAAGGGAAGCCCGACAAAAAUUUCGCCACGUACGAUUGUUACACAGGACGAUCCAUUAGGUGCGUUAAAUCAUGCACCGAACGAUACAAUUGAAGUAUCACAGGGAAGAUGUGAAACUACACAGGAAGGACAAUCGGCAAUUACAUUAAGUGGCAAAAGCACUAUCUACACAGAUCAACCUAUACUGUUUAAAGGCCAGCGCUCGGCAACUUUCGAUGAUUCAACUCAGUUGAAUAAAAGCCUUCAGCGAUCAGAGACUAUGCCGAUGACGAAUGCAGUUACGUCCGGGUUCGCGAGCUUGGGUUCGUCUUUGAAGUUUAAUUUUGGCCGUUAUUCACCUGCACGUAUGUCUAUGAAAAAAGAUUUGAAAUCGUUAUCCACAAAUAUGUUAGAGAAUAUUUCCAGUUUAAGUCCUGGUCUGACCGGAAAGAAGUCAAAUGAAAUUCUGCAGGGUGGUUUAAGCAGCAUAAAGAAUGCGGCCAGCUCUAUGGCGAAAAAGUUGGAUGAGAUAAAGGAAGCAAUUUCUGCUAACUCGACCCCUGUAAAGACCGGAUUGAACGAUACGUUAGAACGGGAUGGCCAUGGUUCGGAGAACGAUUUACUGCAACACGACGAUGCUGCUAUACUAGCAACCAACGGAAAUCGUUCCAGACGUGUUUCCAGCGACUUCGAUUUGUGGGGCCGCUUUAGUGAAUCCCGGAAGUCAAGUUACAAUAAUCUGGUUCCGCUUGGGGAAAACACUACAUCAAACAUUAGUUUGAAUGGAUAUCCAACGCUGCCUGACAAUAUUUAUCCUAUGGUAGAAGAGGUUCUGGAAACUAACGUAGCAGAUUAUGUGAUUCAAAUGACCUCAUGUUCACAGUGUCACAAUUGCUCAGUGUUGCUGUACGAUGAAGACAUCAUGGCAGGUUGGUCCGCAGAAGAUUCGAACUUAAAUACCAGCUGCCAGGCAUGUGGUAAGGUGACAGUACCAUUUUUGACGGUUCAAAUAAUUUUACGUAAAGAGGAGCUGCACCACCAAUCCGAACCGUCACCUCUUCAUGCAUCUGCUGCCUGCCCGGCUCCGCAUCCACAGCAUGAUGUUAUAAGUGUGCCAUACUUGAAUCCCCUGGUACUGCGAAAAGAGUUGGAAAAUAUUCUUAGUGAAGAAGGUGAUCUAGCUCUUACCAGGAGUAGCUUCGAAGAAGAGCAUCCUAUAAUUUACUGGAAUUUAGUAUGGUUCAUGGAGCGAAUAGAUGCCAGUACACAUCUUCCAAACUUAAUAUUGCCGAAACAGGAAAAUGACAAGGUUGAUCCGCUAAGUAUGGUUAAAACCGUAGCUGUUCAAUGCUUGUGGGACAACCCUCGACUGCAUGCGGAGGCCGGUCCAGCGAUGUACAUGCUCUGGCGACAGAAUCAGCCAGAUAGCACACUGCUCAAAGCAUUGCUUACAGAUCAAACAUCUAUUAAUCGAACUAUUAUGCAGCAAGUGAUUGCCUCAAUUCGCUGCAACGAUUUGCUAACCCCGGUCAAACGGUUAGCUAACGAGAGGCAAAAACUUAAGCAUCGGGGUGUCGACCGAACACACUCGAUAUAUCGCGACAUGUUGUUCCUAGCCUUCAUUGAAAUCGGCCGCUCCGAAAUCGAUCUUAUUUCAUUUCACCGUGAGUACGCUGCAGUUUUCGACAAGCUGACCGAAAAGGAAUGCAACACGUAUUAUCGUAGUCAAGACUUACCGCCAUCGUCCAUGGCCAUCUUUUGUCGAGCUUACUUCAAACCGCUUCUUUUACCGUGACCAUGACUACACUGUCAUAAUCGAGGUGAUGUACAUUCGGUUGUUAAAUUACAAUAAAAGGACUGUGUUUAGAAGCAGAGACUAGCGGAUAUGGAAGACAGAAAUGAAUGAAUGCUAGAAACAUUAUAAACGUCAUAUAAUCCCAGCUUCGAUGUAAAGCUUUAUUUGUUCUCAUCGUUCUUGAGAGCGUUUUUCAGUGCGAUUAAUUAUAUUUUGCUAAGGAUUUUAAUUAGGAUUUUAAUUUGGAUUAUCGCUGUAUUUAGCAAUUUCGUUUGAUUUACAGAUUCCUUAACAUAUCACGCAUUUUUUUAGGAAAUGUUGGGUGGCAGAGCUAGGAUGUAAUGGAACAAUCGGUUCAAGUUCAAAACGAGGAGUUGUAGUUUGAGGAUAAAAAAGCGAGCAUAUAUGUACAUACCUUAAAUUCCUUGGAACGUGCCUUCUUUUGAAUUUGUGAAUUGAGAAAACGUAGAGUCCUUACAUUUAUUUGGAA
Molecule: messenger RNA, 5873 nt
Organism: Anopheles coustani
Lineage: Eukaryota; Metazoa; Arthropoda; Insecta; Diptera; Culicidae
Gene: Crag
Product: DENN domain-containing protein Crag
Exons: 11
Coding region: 416-5383 (1655 amino acids)
Biological process (GO): regulation of Rab protein signal transduction
Cellular component (GO): cytoplasmic vesicle
Molecular function (GO): protein binding
Source: RefSeq, a predicted model, not a curated record